AUUAAGGUAUGAAAUGACAUAAAAUUAAUUAUGUUUUGCAUUGAACUAAACAUGACGUAUAGAAAUUCGAGUCAUGGCGAAAGUUAAAUAACUGAAAACAAAAAAACAAACUCAAAAAUAAUAGUUGUAAAAAGAUAAAUAUUAAAUGAGGCUACGAAAAUGUCUUCGAAAUAUUGUUGUAAUCAUGUGGAUAAUAUUCAUGAAAUCCCACUACACUUAAUACCGCAGGUUACAUCAUGUAAUGAUUGUGAUUGUGUUGGGCCAAAUUUGUGGCUUUGUUUGCACAAGGAUUGCUUACAUGUAGGAUGCUCUGAAAAAUUUAACGACCAUAGUACGAAUCACUUUAAGGAAACAGAAGAUCACUGUGUUCAUAUAAACCUUUCAACAAAACGUAUUUGGUGUUAUACGUGUGAAACUGAAGUAUUUUUUCGAACGCGGAGCAUAGUUUACGAGGCCAGUGACAAUGAAGAACAACAACCAACAAAUCAAAAUCAAACUUUAAACGAAGCACGCAUCAAUUCUACAACCCCAAUAGCAAACACUCAUCAAGUACUUUCCUCGAAUGCAACAUACCCGGCUGACUCUGGGGAUGAGAAUCAAACAAGUGAUAGCGAUGAUUUAAGUGAAUUAACUGCAUCACAUUGCUCUAGAAAAUAUUCCACAAAAUCAGACAAACAUCGAGGAUUAGUUGGAUUACAAAAUAUAGGAAAUACAUGUUACAUGAAUUCAGCAUUACAGGCAUUGAGUAAUACACUGCCAUUAACGAGUUAUUUCUUAGAAUGUGGAGUUGCUUUACAAAUAGCUAGCGAAAAUAAGAAACCUGGUUUAAGUCGAACAUAUCAGCAUUUAAUGAAAGAUAUUUGGAACAAAAAAACGCGUGGAUAUGUUGUACCUUCGGGAAUUUUAUAUGGAAUUCGUAACGUAUGUCCAAUGUUUCGUGGAUAUCAUCAACACGACACUCAGGAAUUUCUUCGUUGUUUCAUGGAUCAAUUACAUGAAGAAUUAAAGGAACCUUACACAAAUAUUCAAAUCAAUCAAGAAUUUCAACGACCAAGUACACCACAAAAAAAAAUGGAUUUUUGGCGUGGUGAUAGUCCAAGCCCGUCACAAUCUGAUGGUGAAUAUGAGACAUGUGAUAGUGGAGUGAGUGAAAGAUCUAGUCUAAGUGAUGAUACUGAACGUAUAUCAUUAAAUUUCAAAACGAUUUCAAGUAGUAAACGAAAAUUAUCACCAGAAUCGUGUCAAACGAAUUCAAGUAUUCGUAAACUGACGACGUUACAACAGUAUGGUAGUUUAAGUUCAAAUGUUAUUGAUACACAACCUAUCAGUAACGAUAAUAAUUUAAUUGGAGGUGGUGGGAAAAUAUAUAAAACACCAAAUAAAUAUAGAUCAAUUAUUUCUGACAUAUUUGAUGGAAAAUUGCUGAGUUCCGUUCAAUGCUUAACGUGUGAUAGGAUAUCAACACGUGUGGAAACAUUCCAAGACUUGAGUUUACCGAUUCCAGGACGCGAUCAUAUUACAAUGUUACACCAAAGUGGUCCAAAUAAAACAGUUAGUGCAAUAUUAAAUGCAAAAAGUUUGACAGAUGGCUCUUUACCAGCUGGUUUAGUCACUUGCGCAGAUACUGCUGCCAGAGAAGGCUGGUGGUCAUUAGGUUGGCUAUGGGGAUGGCUUCGUUCAUGGUUUUAUGGGCCGGCUGUAUCGUUACACGACUGUUUAGCCGCAUUCUUUAGUGCUGACGAAUUAAAAGGUGAUAAUAUGUACAGUUGUGAAAAAUGUAAUAAAUUAAGAAAUGGAGUAAAAUUUUCUAAAGUAAUUGAUUUACCUGAAGUGCUUUGUAUACACUUAAAACGAUUUCGACAUGAAUUAAUGUUUAGUUCAAAAAUAUCAAAUUAUGUGUCGUUUCCAAUGACUGGUCUCGAUAUGCGACCGUAUUUACAUCGUGAUUGUGUAUCAGAAAUAUCUGAAUAUGAAUUAAAUAGUGUUAUUUGCCAUCAUGGAACUGCUGGUGCUGGACAUUAUACAUGUUAUGCGUUAAAUCCACAAAGAAAUGCUUGGUUUGAAUUUGAUGAUCAAUGUGUGACAGAAGUUCCACCAGAAACUGUGGAAUCGUGUGAAGCUUAUGUAUUAUUUUAUAGAAAAUGUUCGAGAAAAAUUGCACCAAUUCGUCAAGAGGUAAAUGAAUUAAUGGAAAUGCAAGGUGCUGGUGAUAUGCGAUUUUAUAUAUCGAAACAAUGGUUUACAAGAUUUUCAACAUGUGCUGAACCAGGACCAAUUGACAACACAGACUUUUUAUGCAUACAUGGUGCUGUAAAACCAAAUAAAAUGGCAUGCGUCGAUAAAUUAAGUAUAGUUGUGUCACAACCCGUAUGGGAAUAUUUAUUAAAAACAUUCCGUGGUGGUCCCACAUGUAAUCAUUUAUAUGAAUGUCCUACAUGUGGUAAACAAGCCGAAGUACAUUUCCGUCGUAUUCGUUACGAACUAGAAACAUUUAUUAUAUUGAAUAAAAAAUUCCAACAACAAUCGAAUGAAGUUGCUAUUUGUGCAAUUAGCAUGAAAUGGUUACGUAGUUGGCAAGCAUUUGUUAAAAAUCAAACAGAAGAAACUCCUGGUCCAAUUGAUAAUACGUCUAUUGUUAUACCCGGUACAAAUAACAUAAACUUAUCAUCGGAUUAUGCACAGAUUAGUGAAGAAUUAUGGAUGUUUUUAUAUCGUAUUUAUGGAGGUGGACCAACUAUACAAUUGCGAAGUGCCCCAAAUAUUAUUAACAAAGAAUCACCAAAUUCGCCUAUUACAACUACAGCUGAACAACAAGUGUCUUCAUCAACUCAACAAGAGGAUAGUGCAAUUGAAUUAACCAAAAGUGAAACAAUUCCAUUAAUAUCACCCACAGCAAAUUCUACAUCGUUAAGUACAAGCGAUAGUGAAGAUGGCAGCGGGGUAUUUGAUUAUCAAUAUACAAAUUCAGAAACACAAUCAUCAUCCAAUAAUCCAAAUUCAAAUAAUCCAACAAAACAAACAUUUGUAAAUCCAACAGCAAUAUCAAAUGAUUCCAUAAUGCCAUGUUCAAAACGACCACCAAAAGUGUAUACACUGCAUACAACAAACGAGCGUGCAACUAAAGCCCGUCGAAGACGACGCAGUGAUACAUCACAGUCUACAAUGCAUGCAUCGGAUCAUGCACAUGUACAUAGCAAAUUUAGUAAAUACAAUAUUACCAAAAGACGUUCAGGACCAAAAAAACGUUCAUAUACCUGUCGACGAAAUAGUGAUGACUUAACAACACGUAGUCAAAGUACUUGCGAUCAGUAAAAUUUGUUUCAUAGAACACAAUUUUUAUUUCUUAAACAAUUUUGGGGGAUCGGUGAUUAUUUGUUAGGAAUUUUCAGUUACCACAUAAUUUUUUUUCAAAUCACAAAAAAUGAAUUAUUUCAUUGCAACGGCGGUGUUAGUUUAGAAUGAUGGUGCGAUAUAUUUUUUAACAAUAAAAAACAUUUGAUACAAUCCUGGUCAUAAAACCUAAAUUAAAUU
Chrysoperla carnea is the source of this 3531-nucleotide messenger RNA. It is a transcript of the gene Usp20-33, whose product is annotated as ubiquitin carboxyl-terminal hydrolase 20. The transcript has 8 exons. Gene Ontology annotation, biological process: protein deubiquitination. Bases 160 to 3312 code for a protein of 1050 amino acids. NCBI's taxonomy places the organism in Eukaryota, Metazoa, Arthropoda, Insecta, Neuroptera, Chrysopidae. Gene Ontology annotation, molecular function: cysteine-type deubiquitinase activity; zinc ion binding. The record is from RefSeq and is a predicted model, not a curated record.